Messenger RNA from Triticum turgidum subsp. durum (durum wheat), 1107 nucleotides. Lineage: Eukaryota; Viridiplantae; Streptophyta; Magnoliopsida; Poales; Poaceae. The record is from the annotation of a GenBank genome assembly.
AUGGACCAGCUCGCGGACCCCUCCCCCUCCUCGUCGUCCUGCUCCCCGCAGGAGUCGCGGCGGUCGGUGAAGCGGAGGCCGCCGCCCGCGGGGUCCCCGGAGCCGUCGCCGAGGGCGGGCGCCGGAGGAGCGGGCGCGGCGGAGCUGCUCCGGCGGGUGGAGGAGCUGGAGGCGGCCGCGGCGCGGCUGGCGAUGGAGAAGGAGGCGGCCGAGGAGUCGGCGCUGGGCCUGCAGGGCGAGCUGGAGGCCGAGCGGGCCUCGGCCGAGACGGCCGCCAGCGAGGCCAUGCUCAUGAUCGAGCGCCUGCAGCGGGAAAAGGCCGCGGCCCAGAUGGAGGCCCGCCAGUUCCGCCGCUACGCCGAGGGCCGCGCCGACCACGAGCGCGAGGUGCAGGAGGAGCUCGCCUCGCUCUCCGACCUCGCCGCAUCCUACCACUCGCGCCUCCAGUCCCACGGGAUCGACCCCGAUACCUUCUCCGACGAGGAGGACGAGGAGCUCUACGAGGAGCAGCGCGGGCACGCUGACCAGAUCGACGACCUGGUCGCGCCCGAGGCAGAGGGGGACGGCGCCGACUUGUUAGUCAGUGCUGGCAUGGAGGUGAAAGCCAUGGUCGAGGAGGAAGAGCAAGAGCAAUCCACUGCCCCUGUGGAGAAAGAGUUCGAGUACACGGUGGAUGUCAGGUGCGCGAGCCCGACGAUGGCGGCCGUGGCGGUGGUGGGGGAGUACGUGGGGGAUGUAGCCGGCAAUGCAGGGGGUUUAUAUGCGAGGGUGGAGGCGCUGGAGGCGGACAGAGCGGCAAUGCACAGAGAGAUUGCGGCGCUCCGGGCGGAGAGAGCACAAUUGGUCAUGGCAAGGGAGAUGGCUCGUCGACUCUGCUGGGAAGUGGUCUCUGAGAGGAAAAGCAUUGUUAAAAAGGCUGUUGUCCCGGUGAAGAGAUUCUCGGCAUUAGGAAUUUGCAAGUGGUUGCUCUCCGUAAUCUUUUGGAGAAGAAGCUCUACUACCAGGUAUACGUUCGGCUUGUCAACCACGUUCCUUGGCCUCCUGCUGCUCCUCGACAGAUCCACCACGUUGAGUCCAUGGCGGCGCCUGCAUAGGCCACAGCAAUGA